Messenger RNA from Prorocentrum cordatum, 2271 nucleotides. The record is from the annotation of a GenBank genome assembly. Lineage: Eukaryota; Dinophyceae; Prorocentrales; Prorocentraceae.
GUCGAAGGCGGACAGACUCAAGUCGGAGGGCAAGAGCUUCUACUUUCAAGUGGGAUCUGCAGCGGGCUCGAGCGGAAGCACCUGGGCGAUCUUCGCCGAGGAGCUGGCCGAGGCGAUCGCGUUGGUGACGGCUAGCAGGUCAGACUCAUUUUCGGGAGUGACGCUGCGGUCGAUGGCAGACCAGGCUCUGGUAGACACGGCAGCGGCCCAGGCUUUGAUCGGCGUCCCGGACCUCAAGCAUCUCAAGUCGGCUUUCAAGGAGAAGGGCUUCAAGGUGCACGUUAGGUACCAGGACGAUCUUCCUUUCGCCAGCGGCGUCGGAGGGCGCGUCCGCCCGGUCGCCAAAGCUUUCGUUCCAGUAUCAUUUCACGGCUGUGGGGUCUUGGAAUUUCUCGUGUUGCCGCAUCCUUGUCCUCCCUUGUUGCCAGCAGGGUUCCUGGACUUCAUGUCGGCCAAGAUCGACCUAGCGGCCAACCAGAUGACGGUGGGAACGGACGACACCACCGCGCUGGAUAUGACGAAGCUCCCAUCAGGCCACCGCACGAUCGGUCUGAUCGGCAAGUCCCCGUCGGAUUUCGUUCUCGACCCUGAUCUGGCCCAGGAGUUUCCGUCUUUUCGGAUCGGCUCGGAGAGCGCCUGGGCCAUGAGCGUGUCGAGCGGCUCAGACAGGUGGGGGCGGGGCGGCAACAAGCUGAGGCUGGUGUUCACCAAGCCCCGGCGUGCCAUGCCAGUGAAGAAGGAUCUGAGUGAGUCUCCCGUUCCGUCGAGCUUUCUGGAAGACGAGGUGGUCACGACUUGCAGGUUCAAGAAUCCCGACGGGAUCUACGUCGAGCACAUUUUCGAGGGCUCGGUAUCCGACCUCGAGGACGAUGCGAAGCUCAUGCCGGACUACUGGGUCGGGCACGUGGAGUUUCAGGUGACGGUGCCGCCUGCGCAGGUUGUCAAGAAGGGCGCCAAGCCGGGUUCGAGGUCAGUGGGGAACCUGCUGGGGCGCACGCGCGCCCCGAUCAGGAACGCAGGCGGGCUCGCUCUACCGACGCACUACGAGGAGCCGGCCGAGAGCGAGAUCGAGGAGAACUGGGGCGUCACGCCGGAUCCCUGGAAAGACACGCAGCUGCAGCAGAUCGACUACUCGGAGGUGGAGCUCAGCGAGGUCGAGAAGGGUCUGGUCAACGAGGGCGGGUUUAUGUUCACGCCCGCGGAGACGGGCUGGCGCCGCUUCGCGCUGAAGCUGCUGGCAGUACUGACCUCGUGCGCUCAGUCGAGGCUGAUCUCCGUGCUCCCCCCCUCGGCGAUGCCGGCGAUGGCCAGCAGGAAGAUCUUCGCGACCGAGAUCUGCCCGCGCCCCCUUGAGCACCGCAAGCGCCGGGCCAACCAGCAUGCGGCCUGGAUCGUCUGCCAGCUGUGCAACAAGCGUCUUUCGUGUCACUCCAAGACGGUCGAAGAGAAGCUCGAGGCCAAGAUCAAGAAGGAGUGCGAGAAGACCGAGAAGUCACGGAAGGCCAAGAACGAGCAGGACAUGAUCAGGGAGGCGGCGGAGGCCUACCACGCGAAGCAGGAGCACGUGAAGCAGGAGACUCUCGACGAGCCGGGUGCCCAGGAGGUUCCACCUCAUCAGCCGACUUACCGCGGGGCUGUGCCCAUCAGCUCUGCGUGCCCGGUGUUUCCCCGCAGCGAGGGGCAUCCAGGAGUGCCGAACCACCUCUCUUGGAAGGGGCCGCCGCCGGGCUACGUGGCGAUCGACCUCGAGGGGCCGGCCGCGACGAAGGCACCUCCGACGGCACGCAAGUCCUCUGGGGUCGCGCACCUGACGCGUGCCCAGGGCCAGAGCGGAACGCUGAGGAACCAGAACCCGACGGUCGAGAGUCACCUGAUGGAGGCGCUCUUGCAGAACCAAGAGUCCAACCGCAAGGAGAUUCUGGAGUACAUGUUCGCACAGAGGCAGGAGUCGCAGGCGACGAGGGAGCAGUUCGAGCAGCUGAUGAAGGCGCCUCUCGUGAGCAGCUGCCUGGCUCAGGACAAGCUGGACGGCGACCUGGUGGCGAGUGAGCCGCCACAGGCUCCUGAUUCUGCUGACGCCGGGUCCUCCAUAUUCGAGGCUUCGACGAAGAUCGAGGCCGAGUCUGCGCGCGCGAUGGCAGGCUCCACGGACGCCAGGCUCUCGGACGAGGCGCAGUGGCAGGCCGAGGACCUCGGCCCGAGCGAGAAGGCCCAGUGGUUGGUCUACCUCGCUCUUCGAGCCGCGGACAGCCGUGCGAUGGAGUGUCCUAG